Molecule: messenger RNA, 1150 nt
Organism: Lecanosticta acicola
Lineage: Eukaryota; Fungi; Ascomycota; Dothideomycetes; Mycosphaerellales; Mycosphaerellaceae
Source: the annotation of a GenBank genome assembly
AUGAACGAACAAACCCUCUCCAACGAUGCCGAAAGAAAAAGUCCGGCGGGUUCGGCUACAUUGUCUCACUCAAAGCGUGAGUUCUUCGUCGAGCGCGUGAUGCCACGUACUUGCUGAGAUGAUCUCAACUGCAGCCAGUAUAUUCCGCCUACGUCCGGCUUGGCCGCGUUCCAAUCGGUGCAGCAAACUACGAGUUUGACCUUCAGGGCCGUCCCAAUGCGAUACCGGGAGAGUUGAGCUGCCGCAUGCCCGGCCAAGAUGGCGACCCGUACUGCGGACGGACAUACGGGAUGUACAGAGAGCUCCGCAAACACUUCAGAAACGUUCACGAAAUACCGUGUCCUCCGCCUUUAAAAGCCAGAGUUUCCGAGGAGAAAAGAAUGGAAUUGGAAUGUGCGCACUCGGGCCUUUGAACUAAUUUGAUGCAAGACUUCCAUGUUGACUUGCUACAGGGGCUUUCGCCGUCUUGAUGUCGCGCGAGGUUUGGGAUGCAAGUAGUCUCCCCAGCACUCAAGAUGCUCUAGGCCAAUCUAUUAGCCAGGCUGCACAACUUACCCAUGAUCUCAGCAAUCGGCAGGUUGAUGUCCUCGGCGAGAAUUACGAUGAGGAAAACGGAUCCGAUGAUAAGCUCGCUAUAGGCCAAUCGACCAGCCAGGGGACAUCAUCUGCCCAUCACUCCGGCGAUUCGCAGGCCAUGGACGUCGAUGAAGAUGGCGACAACGAGGAGGAGGUGGAAGGUUACGAUGAGCCUGCUGAAGGCCAAUCGGCCAGCCAGGCACCACCAUCUGAUCACGGCGACCCGCAGGUCAUUGACAUCGGCGAGGAUGACGACAAGGAAGCUCAAGACGACGACGACGAACCUGCUGUCGUGAAGAUCGAAGGCAGUCCAGAGGAGAUUGACCAGAAGUUCGAGCUAGACAACAGUGUGUUUGACGAUGCCGCAAGUCAUGCACCGGGACCAGACGAUCUCUAUCGACCUUCGCAUCCUCCGUUUCCACGAUAUGGCGAAUCGGAUGACGAAGACGAGACUGACCUUGAGCUGGAGCUCGAGGAAGCCCAAGCGGAGACCGAAGCGAGGGAAGCGAAGCUGCGAGAGAUACGCAUCAAGCGCAGGCUGGUCGCCCUGAGGAAACGAAGAGCCCAGGUGUAA